Homo sapiens (human) is the source of this 2122-nucleotide messenger RNA. RefSeq names its product nascent polypeptide-associated complex subunit alpha, muscle-specific form-like. The transcript has a single exon. Bases 1 to 1554 code for a protein of 517 amino acids. Lineage: Eukaryota; Metazoa; Chordata; Mammalia; Primates; Hominidae. The record is from RefSeq and is a predicted model, not a curated record.
AUGCCUCACAGCACACUUUCCAGGCUGAGCAUUUCCUUUUGUGCAUCCUCUCCAAGCCCUGAACUUACUCCAGUUGGCCUCUCCAGACCAAGCUCUCCCUCCCAGUGGCCUCUACAGGCCAAAAUUGUCCUCAGGUCAGCCUCUCCAGGGCCAACUCCUAGCUACCGGUGGCUUCUGCAGGCCAAAAUCGACCUCAAGUCAGCCUCUUCACACCCAGCUCUUGCCUCUGAGUGGCCUCUCCAGGAGCAAAACUUUCUCAAGUCGGCCUCUCCAGGCCCAGCCUCCUGCUUCCCGAGGGCAUGUACAGGCCCAGCCUCUGCCUCACAGCAGACUCUUCACACCCAGCUCUUCCCUGUCUGCGGCCUCUCCAGUCCAAAGCUGCUCCUGCCUUUUGGCAGCUUGUACAGGCCCAGCUCCUCCCUCACGGUGGCCUCUUUCGGCCCAACUCAUGCCUCUUGCAACGUGCCCAAGUGUCAGCUCCUGCCUCACACUGGCCUGUUGAGGCCCAGCUCAUGCCUCUCGUGGCCUCAACGGGCCCAUCCCCUGCCUGUCGGCGGCCUCUACAGGCCCGGCCUCUACCUCACAGUGGGCUCUCCAGGCCCACCUCUUCCUCACCGUGGCCUCCUGGGGCAAUGCUCCUCCCUCUCGGGAGCCUCUGUGGGCCCAGCUCCUGCCUCCCAGUGGCCUCUGCUGGCCAAGCCCGUGCCUCAGGGCAGCCUUUCCAGGCCUAGCGUUUGCUGCUUUGCAUCCUCUCCAGGCCCUGGACUUCCUCCAGUCGGCCUCUCCAGGCCCAGCUCUUCCUCUCGGCGGCCUCUGCAGGCCCAGACUGUCGUCAAGUCGGCCUGUCCAGGGCCAGCUCCUGCCUCCCGGCGGCCUCUGCAGGCCCAAGUCGUCCUCAAGUUGGCCUCCCCAGGCCCAGCAACGGCCUCUCGGCGGCCUUUCCGGGUGCAAAAGUUCCUCGAGUCAGCCUCUCCAGGCCCAGCUCCUCCUGCCUCCCAGUGGCCUCUUUCGGCCCAGCCCAGCUCAUGCCUCCCGGCGGCCUUCCCAGGCCCUGCUUUUGACUUUCGGUGGCCUCUGCAGGCCUCGACAAGGCCAGGCCUCCUGCCUCCCAAAGGCCUGCACAGGCCCAGCCUCUGCCUCACAGCAGACUCUCCACGCCCAGCUAGCUCUCGCCUCACUGCGGCUUCCCGAGUCCAAAGCUCCUGCCUCUCAGCCGCUUCGGCAGGCCCAGCUCCCGCCUGCCAGUGGCCUCUUCAGGCCCAUGGGGCUCAUUCCUCACAACGGCCUUUCCAGGCCCAGUUUUUCCCUUCCGGCGGCCUCUCCGGGCCCAGAACCUCCUCAAGUCGGCCUCUCCAGACCCACUUGCAGCCUCCGGGCGUCCUCUCUGGGCCCAGCUCUUCCUCCCGGCUGCUCUCCAGGCCCGACUCCUGCCUCUCAACAACCUUUUUGGACUCAGUGCCUACCCAUCUCCUGGCGGCCUUGGUCGGCCCACAGCUUCCUCAAGCCAAGCUCCCCAGGCCCAGGUCAGGCCUCACGGUGGCCUCUCCAGGAUGAGCUCCUGCCCUCCGAUGGCAUCUGCAGGCCCCAAAUGGUCUCCGGUCGGUGGGCUCCUCCACGCCAAGCUUGGGCCUCCCGGCGACCUCUGCAGACCCAAGUUGUCCUGAAGUCGGCCUCUCCCGGUCCUGCCUCCCAGCAAGUAAGCAAGCUCUUUUGGCUCAACUCCUGCCCAGCUCCCAACCGCCUUUGUAGGCCCCGAACUUUCUCCAGCCAAGUUCUUCGGGCCUAAUUCCUGCCGCCCGGUGGCCUGUACAGGCCCAGCACUGGUUGGAGAACAGCCUCUGCAGGCCCCGCGCUUGCCUCCCAGGGGCCUCUCCAGGCCCAGCUCUUGCCCCCAUGGCGGCCUCCCGGGGCCAAGUCCCUGCCUGCCUCCCGGCAGCCCGCGUGCGGCCCAGCUCCUCCCUCACGGUGGCCUGUUGAUGCCCAACUCAUGCCUCUGGCACCCUGCCCAGAGGCGUGAGCCCUUGCCUCACACCGGCCCCUCCCAUGCUGACAGAGGUCAGCCUGAGCCCCUAUUCUCACACCGGCCCCUCCCAGGCUGACAGAGGUCAGCGUGAGCCCCUGC